CAUAAACUGACUCCCGAGGGUUUAGUCACAGUGGAAUAUGCCACACACUGCUUUGCAACUUUAGCACGUAAGCACACACAAAGCAAUGGCUGUAGACCUUUUGGUAUGUCUGCCUUGACUGUGGGCUUUGAUGGCAGCAGGAGUCCUGAACUGCACCAAACGGAUCCAUCUGGUACCUACCAGCCUUGGAAGACCAAUGCAAUUGGUGGCAAUGCUAAAACUGGGUAAGAGUUUUUGGAAAAUAAUUACCCAGAAGAAGCUGCAGGAGCUCAAAAGGACACCAUCGAAUUAGCAUCAGCUUUGCUAAGAAGUGUGAAAUCUGGUGGAAAAAAUAUUGAGCUUGCUAUAAUAAGGAGAAACCAGCCACCACAGAUUUUUAGUGCAAAAGAUAUUGAAAUGCAAGUUGCAGAAAUAAAGAAGGGAAAAAGAACCUGA
Gavia stellata (red-throated loon) is the source of this 435-nucleotide messenger RNA. RefSeq names its product proteasome 20S subunit alpha 8 (gene PSMA8). The annotation marks the transcript as partial. Gene Ontology annotation, cellular component: proteasome core complex, alpha-subunit complex; nucleus; proteasome core complex. The record is from RefSeq and is a predicted model, not a curated record. The transcript is spliced from 5 exons. NCBI's taxonomy places the organism in Eukaryota, Metazoa, Chordata, Aves, Gaviiformes, Gaviidae.